Molecule: messenger RNA, 1627 nt
Organism: Tripterygium wilfordii
Lineage: Eukaryota; Viridiplantae; Streptophyta; Magnoliopsida; Celastrales; Celastraceae
Product: protein RETICULATA-RELATED 4, chloroplastic-like
Exons: 8
Coding region: 147-1322 (391 amino acids)
Source: RefSeq, a predicted model, not a curated record
GGCAGCGGCGGUAGUUUCCACAACUACACCUACCGGACCCUAAACGGCUAAAAGCCAGACUAUAAAAAUAGACAUAAACCAGAAAGCCGAACUGCCAAACGGAGACCUCCAGAGAGAGCGAGAGAUCGAUCCAACGCUUCUGAUCAAUGGCGAUCUCCACUUGUUUCUUCACAGGCCCCACUUUUUCCUCUCUCUCAAAUCAGAAUCCCAAGAUCAGCACUCCACUCCUCUCCUCGUCCGCCCCAUCAAGGUUCACACACCUUCGCCUCACUCUUUCUACCUCCUCCACCUCCAUCUACCACCGACAGCCUUCCUUCAUCCCGUAUUUUUCCGUCAACAACAACUCUCUCUCAGGCGGAGAUGGAGGCGGCGACAAUAACAACAAUGGCGGCGGAGAUGACAGCCACGGAAAUGGUGGCGGUGAUGGUGGUGAGGGGCAGAACAAGAAAGAGGCCCUGAUGUUGUUGGCGGAGUCGGGGAGAACCUUGGAAAGCUUGCCGAAGGACUUGGCGGCGGCGAUCGACGAUGGCAGGAUCCCAGGGGCGGUGCUAUCGAGGUUUAUUGAGCUCGAGAAGUCGCCUGUGAUGCGGUGGCUACUUCAAUUCGGUGGAUUCAAGGAGAGAUUGUUGGCCGACGAUUUGUUCCUUGCGAAGGUCUUCUUUGAAUGCGGGGUUGGGAUGUUCACCAAGACUGCAGCAGAAUAUCAACGUCGCGGGGAGAAUUUUUUCAACGAGCUCGAAAUUGUUUUUGCGGAUGUGGUGAUGGCCAUAAUUGCAGAUUUCAUGCUUGUUUAUCUUCCUGCUCCUACUGUUUCUCUCCGGCCAGCGCUCGCAGUCAGUGCUGGAUCCAUUGCCAAGUUUUUCCAUGGCUGCCCUGAUAAUGCAUUCCAGAUUGCUCUCCCUGGAACUUCAUAUUCACUUUUGCAUAGAAUAGGUGCAAUUGCGCGUAAUGGGACAAAGCUUUUUGGAGUUGGCACCGCAUCAUCAUUGGUGGGCACAGCUGUGACUAAUGCAUUGAUUAAUGCACGUAAGGCUGUGGAUAAGUCUUCGGCCGAUGAAGUUGAAAAUGUGCCUAUAGUUUCCACCAGUGUUGCCUAUGGUGUCUAUAUGGCAGUUUCAAGCAACCUCAGGUACCAAGUGCUGGCUGGGGUUAUUGAACAACGGAUUUUGGAACCUGUACUACACCAUCACAAGGUUCUGUUGAGCGUCAUUUGCUUUGCCGUGCGCACUGGCAACACAUUCCUGGGUUCUUUAUUGUGGGUGGAUUAUGCUCGGUUGAUAGGAAUUCAAAAGGCUCAUGAUGAAAACAAGGCUUUGGAGUGAUUCUUGAUGAGGUCCGGAUAUGAACAUUGUUCACCUCAUUCAAUACCAAUUAGUUUACAAGUAGGUAUAUUGGAAUUGAUUGAAAAGAAUCGAGGUAUAGGUUUUUUAGGUUUCUCAAAUAUUUAUCCCAGUUUAUGUUGGUUUCGGGAAAAAUGAAUUGUUGGUUUUACGUCAUGAAGGAACUCUUUUUUUCUUUUCUUUUUUUUAAUUCUUAGCAAUAACUUUUAUUUCCUCAUAAUGCCUGAUUUGAUUGCUGGGGAAAUGUAUCUCGUUUCGACAUAUUAAAUAAAGCUAAAUGUAGUUUA